This is a messenger RNA of Caenorhabditis remanei, 246 nucleotides long. RefSeq lists its product as uncharacterized. The coding region runs from base 1 to 246 and encodes 81 amino acids. NCBI's taxonomy places the organism in Eukaryota, Metazoa, Nematoda, Chromadorea, Rhabditida, Rhabditidae. The transcript has 2 exons. The record is from RefSeq and is a predicted model, not a curated record.
AUGAGCAACUCUUCAAAACGUAAGAGACCGUCAAAUCACAGAUCGAUCGUAUGGAAGUUUUAUGUUUAUCCAACGGACGGAUCGAGCUAUGUACCCUGCCCAAAGUACCCAGACACAAUUCUGACAUUCAAUGGAUCAACAACUACAAACAUAUUGUAUCAUUUACAAUCUCAACACGAAGAUUCGUACGCGCGUCUAAGAGGAGAAUCGAUCGCGGAGAGCGCCGGAUCUUCAGGAAAUACCUAA